Synchytrium microbalum is the source of this 2262-nucleotide messenger RNA. RefSeq lists its product as uncharacterized. The transcript has 14 exons. Bases 1 to 2262 code for a protein of 753 amino acids. The record is from RefSeq and is a predicted model, not a curated record. Gene Ontology annotation, cellular component: membrane. Lineage: Eukaryota; Fungi; Chytridiomycota; Chytridiomycetes; Synchytriales; Synchytriaceae. Gene Ontology annotation, molecular function: ATP binding; ABC-type transporter activity; ATP hydrolysis activity.
AUGGCAUCCCAAGGUGACGCUGCGAUACAUCGCAUGGGCCAAAAGCUAAUGGGUGAUGCUGAACACGCUGGAUACACGAUUACAUGGCGAAACAUUGCAUUGGACAUCGACAUUGGUAGCAUGUUCACUCAAAAGAGAACCAUUCGAACACUCAAGGGCUCAACCGGUUACAUGAAGCCAGGAGAGUCUCUUGCUGUCAUUGGACCAUCUGGUGCCGGAAAGACCACAUUGAUGGAUAUUCUUGCCAGUCAAAAGACAUUGGGCCGCAUUUCUGGUGAACUCCUAGUAAACGGAGCACCACCAGAUGCCUUCUUCAAGAAACGUGCUGGUUACAUUUUCGUCAACAUGGCCCACAUUCCAACUAUGACUGUCAGGGAAACAAUCAUGUUCGCCGCUGAAUGUCGAAUGCCUCGUGGUUCUACUCACGCUCAGAUUGUCGCUCGUGUCGAUGAUGUCUUGGAAUCUCUAAGAAUGACAAGUGCUCAACAUACACCAGUCGGUGAUGAAUUGAUUCGAGGUGUUUCCUCCGGUGAAAAGAAGCGUACUGAAGUCGGUAUUGAAAUGGUUGCCAAACCAAAGGUGCUCUUCUUCGACGAGCCAACAUCUGGUCUUGAUGACUUUGGUGCUCGUUUCACUAUGGAACUUGUGCUGAGUUACGUCCGAUCCGAAAACGUCUCUGUCGCAGUCGUCAUUCACCAACCUGCUGAGGCUGUCUUCAAGCUAUUUGACAAUGUCAUCCUAAUUGGUGGUGGUGGUCGAAUCUGCUACUUUGGUGCUACCGCUCAGUGCGAGCAAUACUUCUCGGAAUACGGCUUCCCAUGCCCUCCUCUAAUGAACCCUAUUGAACACUACGUCGAUGUUAUCUCGGCCGAUACCGUUGGUGCUUCUGAAUACUAUGAAAAAUCUGCUCUCUUCGCUGCCAAUGAUGCAGAGGAACGACGACUGGCUCAAGCUCAUUACAGCGCUGUCUCCCACUCUACUCAUAUUGUGGAACGUAAUUCUUGGGACCAGUUCAAGCUAUUGACUGCACGUGUGUUGUUGAGAUACCAAAGAAAUCCUUCAACUUCAUGGGGUCGUUUUGCCCUCUUCAUGUGCUUUGCUCUCUUCUUCGGUGGUAUCUUCUUCCAAAUCCCUCAUGCUGCAUCUUACCUUGGUACCAUUAAUCACGGUGUCGGAACAUUCGGUUUCUUGUCUAUCUUCGUCGCCAUCGCUUCUGUACCUCAGUUCAUGGAGGAUCGUGAAUUGUAUAUUCAAGAAUUCAGCGCUGCCUUCUACACUCUACCUCCAUACUACCUCACAUACUUCGUUGUGGAGGGUGUGUUUACCACCGUCAUUACGACUAUCUUGCUCACUACCGUAUACUUCAUGGAAGGCAUGCCUGCCAACAAGUUUGGACUUACAUAUGCUAUGAUGUUUGUUCAAAUGUGGGUCUCAACAGCUGUCGCUCAAGGCUGGUCUGCAUGGUGCAAGACUUUAAUUCAAGCCUACACUGUACUCUGGGCUGCUGGUUUGAUCUUCUUCGCUUUCUCUGGCGCUGUCGCUCCCUUCGGAUCCUUCAGUCAAGGACUUUUGUGGCUUACUGACGUCAACUAUUGGAGAUGGACCUACCAAUAUGUGCUCUACACGAUUACGUACGACUUGGAAGUCGACUGUGACCAAGCCUUCCCAUUCGGCUCGAUCAUCCCUAUCUAUGCUGGUAUUUACAAGGGUGCUGAUGCUGGUGGACUAGUUGCCAACGGCUCCGAUACCGUCGCAGUGACCGCAGUCUCCGGAUACCUGAACGAGAUUGCUGCCUUCAACCAGAUCUUAGCCACAAACCCUCCUGCUGACGUUACCGCUGAGCUAAAUGGUGCAAUCGCUUCUCUGCAAACCCAACUGUCAACAUCCGCUAAAGGUGGUGCUGCCAUUCUCACCAACGCUACCCUCAUGUCUGCCCUCACAACCAGCAACACCAACUAUGGUGCCACCAACAACGUUGUUGCUGCGUCAACCGCAAAUGCCACCAAAGCCUUGUUCCCAGCUGAAGAAAACAUUUGUGUAUACAACCCACAAUCCUUCUUGGCUGCCUUCAACAGUAUAGGCAAAGAUUGCAUCGCUUGUGGUAACAUCGCAUAUGUCGUCAACGUGUCACUCUUGAUCUUCUUCGUCAUUUUCACGCUCGUGACGCUUCUCACGUUAAUUAGUACACUGGUCUGUGGUUCUCCCGUGGCUACAGAAAACGAUAAGCCGCCAGUACUACUAGUCUUACGACUUCAGUUUUAA